UAUUCGGUCUCUCAUAACGAUCCACAAUCCCGGCUUCAAACACUCGUCAAACGUGGCGCUACGAUGCAAGACCGCCACAGAAAUGGUCCCCAGACUAGGACUGAAUUCCUGGAAGGGCCCAGGCAGUUCCAGAGGGACGAGAUCGGUCCAGGAUUUCCCUCAGCAUACAGUUUCUCCAGUUUCACAUUCCGUUGUAUUACAGGUCUUAUGUUCCUUUUAUUCCUUCUAUCUAACCGAAAUCGGACUCUAUUCAUCUACCUACAGUAUAAAUACACAUGUAACAGUCCAUAAAAUGCAGGUUGAUUUUACC
Messenger RNA from Mycena citricolor, 310 nucleotides. NCBI's taxonomy places the organism in Eukaryota, Fungi, Basidiomycota, Agaricomycetes, Agaricales, Mycenaceae. The record is from the annotation of a GenBank genome assembly.